GUCUUGCUCUACACCGCUACCACAAACAACAAUCCCUCAGGCACGCAAUUGCAUCCGUAUCCCCUACGACCACGUAUCACGACUCACGAAACCGACAUACAUACGAUCAACGUCUCUAACAUGUCCGCUCAACCUGAGAACAACCAGCAGAUGGAGGGCGUCCAGAACCCCGCCGACGUCAAGGGCAAGGGCAAAGCUCAGGAGGGCGAGACAAUUGAAGAAUCCAUGGAUGAUGACUCCAGCGACGAGUCCGGUGUUGAGGACCAGGCUGGCGAACCUGAGGAGCCCGAUGAGGACAACAUGGAGGAGAUUGAGACGGACAACAUUGUACCCGGCCGCACACGCGGCAAGACCAUCGACUUCAAGAAGGCCAACGAGGAGCUCGGCGACGAUGACGACGACGACGACGAUGAGGACUUUGUCGAUCCCGAUGACCAGAUGAAGGAGUAAAAAGUUGGGCAAAACACAAACCUCUUCGUCUUUGGACUUGUUCGGCGCGACUACAAACUUUCGGAAUCGUUCUUCUGGCGGGGUUAUAAGAUAUACAAAAGGCAUUGGGUUUAGCGGGGAAAGGGCUCUCAACAUUGGAGUCUGGGGCGCGCUUUGCUCGACGGCUGGAUGAGGGGUGUCUGUGUAUGUGGCGAGACCAUUUACUUUGCGCGCGAUGAGCGUGACAGGGACUCUGGAUUGGAUAACUCGCGUGGACGUAUAUGAUGAAUAAACAACAAUGAGCA
Messenger RNA from Pyrenophora tritici-repentis Pt-1C-BFP, 734 nucleotides. RefSeq lists its product as uncharacterized. Lineage: Eukaryota; Fungi; Ascomycota; Dothideomycetes; Pleosporales; Pleosporaceae. The record is from RefSeq and is a predicted model, not a curated record.